Messenger RNA from Rotaria socialis, 1938 nucleotides. The record is from the annotation of a GenBank genome assembly. NCBI's taxonomy places the organism in Eukaryota, Metazoa, Rotifera, Eurotatoria, Philodinida, Philodinidae.
AUGAUGAGUGAAGAGACAGGUAAAUCACCUGAUGAACAACAAAUAUCGAAUUCAGAAAUCAAAGUUUUUUAUUAUAUCGAUGAUCAUGAUCCACCUUAUUUAACAAAAUUAAAUGUACAUGGUGGUUUACCACGUUUAAAAGAUUUUAAAAAUGCACUUGAUCGUAAUUGCUCAAAAUAUAAAUUUUUCUUUGCUACAAAUGAUCCAUCGAUUGGCAAAGUUAAAGAAGAAAUAACUAAUGAUGAACAAAUUUUACCAUUUGACACACAAGAUCGUGUUCUUGCUUAUCUUGUUUCAAUCGAAGGUAGUACAACAUCUAGUGGUGGUGGCGGCGGAAGCAAACAAUCGAAACAUCCACAUCAUUAUCGAGAUGAUACUAUUUUAACAUCAACAACCAGUAGUUCAUUCAAUAUUCAACAACCACGUUUACAACGUAUGAGUCGACGUUAUGCAUCAGCGAAUAGUGCUGAUUAUCAAAAAUGUUUCCCCAAACGUGUUGUUAAUGAUAUGGCAUCAUUUCCAAGUAGUGAUCUCGAAUCAACAACAUUCUUAGAUGAAACUGAAGAUGAUAGAUAUUCAACGGUUACUGAUUCAACAACAAUAUCAUCACGAUAUCAUGGUCGAAAUCGACCUCGUAGAAGAAAACAUCGAUUACCAUCAGGAUUUGAUCGAGCAUCAUCAUUCAGUAGUCUUAAUUCAGAAUCGACAAUGACAUUAAAUAUUAUUACGGUAACACUUAAUUUAGAUGCAGUUAACUUUUUGGGUAUAAGUAUUGUCGGUCAAAGUGAUAAAACAGGUUCAAGUGAUGGAGGAAUUUAUGUUGGCUCAAUAAUGAAAGGAGGAGCUGUUGCACAAGAUGGUCGCAUUGAACCAGGUGAUAUGAUCCUUCAAGUAAAUGAUAUUAGUUUUGAAGGAUUAUCUAAUGAUGAUGCUGUUAAAAUUCUACGUGAAACUGUACAGAAACCAGGACCAAUAAAAUUGGUUGUAGCGAAAUGCUGGGACCCCACACCACGUGGUUAUUUUACGUUACCUCGUCAUGAACAAGCACGUCCUGUUGAUCCAUUAUCAUGGCUUGCACAUACACAAGCUGUACAAAAUACAUAUCAAAAUCCACAACAACAAAUUUUACUUCACAAUCGACAAUCGAUAUUAAAUUCAACAACAAAUAUGAGCUCAACGAUAUCGAGUACAAACAAUACGAUGAUUGAUAAUCAACGUAAGUUUGUAGUUGAAUUAGAAAGACAAAAUUCUAAUGUUUUAGCUAUUUCAGGUUUCGGUCUUGAUCUUAAUUUAACAAUUAAUUCUGAUAUGGACACAAUCGUACGUGCUAUGGCUGAACCUGAUUCGGGUUUAGAUAUACGUGAUAGAAUAUGGUUGAAAAUACCAAUACCAAAAUCAUUUCUUGGUUCGGAUCUAGUUAAUUGGUUAUUUGAAAAUGUCGAUGGAUUCGUUAAUCGCAAUGAUGCAAGAAAAUAUGCUUCAUCAAUGCUUAAAGCGGGUUAUAUUCGACAUACGGUUCAUAAAUUAACAUUUUCUGAACAGUGUUAUUAUGUUUUUGGCGAUAUUUAUUCACAAGGUAUAUCUCAAUUGACGCUUGAUGAAGAAGCUGAAGAUUAUGAAACUGUUUCUGAUCAUACAAAUACUACGGAUCGUCGUAGUGGAGAUUCAUUGUUGUCAACAACAAGACAAAAUACGGUUACCACAUUUGGUUUCGUCGAUAAAAAUAAUGCUCCACUCCAAUCACCCUCACAAUCUUUAUUAGCUGACAAUCAUCGUUCAGGUGUUAUUGGCACAAAAUCAUCUUCAACAUCGACAAGCAGUAGUAGUGAAACACGACAAUUAAUUGAUGUACCGAAUCGACUACGCUCAAGCAAAGAAUCCUUUCAACGUGCUAUGACAAAUCCUUUGCCACGGGAAUUUUUCGUCGAUGUUAUGUAA